This is a messenger RNA of Mercurialis annua (annual mercury), 2583 nucleotides long. RefSeq lists its product as uncharacterized. Gene Ontology annotation, cellular component: cortical microtubule. The coding region runs from base 465 to 2252 and encodes 595 amino acids. Gene Ontology annotation, biological process: cortical microtubule organization. The transcript is spliced from 5 exons. Lineage: Eukaryota; Viridiplantae; Streptophyta; Magnoliopsida; Malpighiales; Euphorbiaceae. The record is from RefSeq and is a predicted model, not a curated record.
AAAGGCAAGCGAGAGAAAAGAAAAGAAAAAAACAACCACCGUCUCCUCUCUCUCUCUAAAACCAUUCUGACGGUUGUACCUUCUCUAACAACAAAAUCCCACCAUCACCCAUAAGCAACCUCUCCCUCUUUACCAUUUUACCCUCCAUUUCUCCUCUUAUUUCCACUCAUUGCCACUCUUCACUCUUCCCUUCUUCCACACUCUUCCUCUCCUCACAGCUACUCUGUGAUCUCACCUCUCCACUUUUCAAAUUUCCUUUCUCUCUCUAAAAAAACGUUUCGCGUUUCAUUUCACGUUUCGUUUAACAACAAUGCCACUGCUCUCUAGUUUAAAAUAAUUAAAAAUUUAAAACUAUAGAAACUAAAAAAUGCAGCAGUUAGAGCUUGAUUUUAGAUCUAAAACUUCAGUAGUUUUGCUAAGCUAUUAAUUAUUUGAUCUGUGAUUUUUUUAAAAUUUUAGAGAAAAUGAACCGGAGUUUUAGGUCUUCACAGCAGCUGGACUCCUCGGCGCCGUCGUCGUCGUCGUUUUCGCAGAUGAAAAUGGCGGCAGCGGCGGUGAAGCAGCGGCAGCAAUUGAGAGCGACGAUGUUGAAGGAGAAGGAAGAGGAACUAGCGUUGUUUUUAGAUAUGAAGAAACGCGAGAAGGAACAUCAACAGCUUAAUAAUCUUUUGCUUUUGAAUGACUCUGAAGAUGAUUUUGAUUCUCCUUUAGGUUCGAAAGCUGGAAGUUCGCCUUUGUUUAAUAUAUCAUCUACAACGACAGCUAUGCCUGCGCUGCCGCCGCGGAAAGUUAGUGGUGCUGAGGAGUUUCUUAAUUCGGAGAAUGAUAAGAAUGACUAUGACUGGCUUCUCACACCUCCUGGUACUCCUUUGUUUCCUUCUUUGGAGAUGGAAUCACAAAAGACGGUUAUGAGUCAAAUUGGUACUCCAAAGGCUCGCCCCACUGCCCUCAAAUCUAGGCUAGCAAACCCUCAGCCAGAACCUGCCGCUAGAGGAACUUUAGUAUCUAAGCAACCAGUUUCCUCUCCUGGGUUGAACUCUUCUGCUGCAGGGAUGCGGAGGCCUUCGUCGUCAGGUGGUCCAGGAUCACGGCCUUCAACACCAACUGGGCGCCCUACCUUGACGCCAGCUUCAAAGCCUUCUAGAUCGUCAACACCUACUUCACGGGCCACUCUACCUUCAUCGAGAUCAUCAGCCACUGCAACUAAGCCCACUGUCUCUGCCGCUAAGCCUACCCCCUCUACCACAAAACCGACUGUUCCUGCAAGAUCUUCAACACCAACAAGGCCUACUGCAAGAUCAUCAACACCUACAAGGUCUACGGCGAGAUCGUCAACACCAACACCAACUGCGAGGCCCUCCAUACCUCCAGCUAAAUCCACAUCAAGAGCAUCAACCCCAACUCGACGUUCAUCCGCACCAGCUAGUGCACCAUCAGUAUCUGCUCCUCCAAUUAGGUCAUCUCCUUCAAUCACCAGGACAACACUCACAGCAGCAAGAAAUCCAGUGCCAUCGCAAGGAACUUCUCCAACAGUGAAAUCUAGGCCAUGGAAGCCAUCCGAGAUGCCUGGUUUCUCUCUCGAUGCUCCCCCAAAUUUAAGAACAUCACUACCCGAUAGGCCACUUUCUGCAUCUAGAGGAAGGCCUGGAGCGCCCAGUUCACGAUCUUCCUCCGUUGAGCCAACAUCUAAUGGAAGACCAAAACGGCAAUCAUGCUCUCCUGCAAGAGGACGAGCCCCUAAUGGCAUUUUGCAUGCAAGUGGGAGCUCUGUUCCCGCAAUCAGUCGUCUACAUGCUAAAGCUAAUGACAAUGUGAGCCCUGCCCUAGUCGGAACUAAGAUGGUUGAAAGAGUAAUAAAUAUGCGAAAACUGGCACCUCCUAGGCAAGAUGAUAAACUUUCUCCUCAUGGUAACUUGUCUGGGAAGUCAUCGUCACCAGACAGCUCUGGCUUUGGAAGAUCACUUUCGAAGAAAUCUUUGGAUAUGGCUAUGAGACACAUGGACAUAAGGCGAAGCAUUCCUGGCAAUUUACGGCCUCUGAUGACUAAUAUUCCAGCGUCGUCUAUGUAUAGUGUAAGAUCGGGUUCUACAAGAAGCAGAACGAUUAGCGUAUCAGACUCUCCUUUGGCAACAAGCAGUAACGCCAGUUCCGAGUUAAGUGUCAACAACAAUGGUAUUUGUUUAGACGGGAUUGACAUAGAGGACGAAGUUGGCAAUGAAAGAGGCGGACGUUCUCCAAUACGAGGCAGGUGAUAGGUGGGAUCAGCCGAUCAGGCAGUUUAUAAAUUCUUGGUUUUCAACCUGAUGGAUGGUUAAAGAGAACCGAUUUACCAGAAAAGAGAGGAGAAAACUGACCAGAGUCCAUUACAGACUUACAAUGAUGUAAAGUUUAUUAUUAGAGUUAUCAGAAAUUUAAAGAUUUAAGUAAUUGAUGAUCUUUUGUAUUAUUAGGGAAACUAAUCACAAGUCUUACAGUUGCUCUUUCCCAGCUUAGAAACUUGCAUAGAAGUCCAAAGAUUAAUUAACCAUUGAUGUCUUUAUUUAAAGUUGAAGAGAUUGUUUUCGGCCAGUUAAUUUGAUUUAA